This is a messenger RNA of Macadamia integrifolia, 2389 nucleotides long. Its product is annotated as protein IQ-DOMAIN 31-like. Bases 293 to 2026 code for a protein of 577 amino acids. Gene Ontology annotation, molecular function: protein binding. The transcript is spliced from 7 exons. The record is from RefSeq and is a predicted model, not a curated record. Lineage: Eukaryota; Viridiplantae; Streptophyta; Magnoliopsida; Proteales; Proteaceae.
GCUUCCAUCUCAAACCAAAACCCCUCUCUCUCUCUCUCUCUCUCUCAAGAACACACACAUAAACAGGGACACUCGGAGGAAUUUGGUUUUCGUUUCGUUUCAUUUUGUUCUUUUGCUCGUAAUAUUUGGUAACAUGUUCCUCAGAUCUCUGAAUAGUACUGUUUGUUCUGUUUCAUCGGCGUUUCUUAUGUUGGUUUGGAGUACAGGAAUGAUAGAUUCAGAGCUCCGAAGGAGUACAUUCGUCUGGGCUUGAAAAUCAGGUUUCAGUAGUUCUGUAUCUGAGCUACUUGCAAUGGGCAAGUCCCCGGGGAAAUGGAUCAAGACACUUCUAUUUGGAAAGAAGGCAUCGAAGUCUAGUUUGUCAAAAGGACGGGAGGUUUUGCAAACUGCAAAUGAGAAUGAGACUUUGGUUGCUGCCAAGGCCUUGGGUGUUGAAUCAGCUGUGGAUCAUCCAUUGAUUUCACUGGUGACACCCGGUACAACUGAUGGAAAUGGGGGAAACUUGGCGUUGGAAAAUGUGGUGCCUUCCAAUUUACAGCGUGAUGGUAAGGUAUUGCCCGGAAAUCAGGAUCCAGAUACGCAAGGAACCACAGGUCCUGAGGCAGCAAAUGAUCCAGAGCGAAUCAAGCAAGAACAAGCUGCAACAAAGGUGCAGGCUGCUUUUAGGGGUUAUUUGGCUCGUCGGGCAUUUCGAGCUUUAAAGGGCAUCAUAAGGCUGCAGGCUCUUAUCCGAGGGCACCUUGUGAGGAGGCAAGCUGCUGCUACGUUACGCUGUAUGAAGGGGAUUGUAAGGUUUCAGGCACUAGUUCGUGGUCGAAGAAUCAGAAUUUCUGAUACUGGUCUUGAGGUGCACAGCAAACGCAAUGAGAGAAAAGCUCUGGAGGCUAAGCACUUGGAACCAAUUAGAGUGAAUAUAGAUCGACGUACGGAGAAGCUGUUAGCAAAUGUUUUUGCUAUUAAGCUUCUUGCUUCUAUAUCCACUGCAAUGCCGCUUCAUCUUCAAUAUGGUCCCGGGGAACCUAAUUCAGCUUGGAACUGGCUUGAGUGUUGGACUUCUACCUGUUUUUGGGAACCACUUCCACAAGCAAAGAAGAAUGCUGAUGUAAAACGUCAGGCAAGGCAGCGUCAUUUUCAAAGUGCAGAAACCGAACCAGGGCGGUCAAAACGUAGUGUCAGGAAGAUCCCUGCUGCAAAGGUUGACAAUGGAUCAAUCCAUUCUACUUCUGAAUCUGGAAAACCCAAACGUAGCCUGAGGAAAGUAACAAGCCAUCCUGUAGAGUCAGCUCCGGAACAUCCCCAGGCUGAGCUUGAAAAGGUCAAGCGCACUCUGAGAAAAGUUUCUAGCUCCAUAACUGAGGCUUCUGAUCGGAUAGAGGCUGUGAUUGAGAAGCCAAAGCGUGUUCUCCGAAAAGUGUCAUGCCAUGCAGCUGCUGAUACUUCAGACCAUGGCACAGGUGAUUCUUCUGAGAAGAUAACGAAAGAUACAAUAGUGGAGGCACCGAAGAUGCCUGAUGUGGAAGCAACUCAAAUACCGCUUACCUUAGAUGAGCCAGUUGAGAAUACUACUGUGACAAAUCAAGAUGAAGGGGGUGUGCAAGCUUUGGAGAGAAGUGUGCUAGGUGAGAAUAUUCCUGCAGCAAAUGGGGAAUUAAACUCUAAGGAAGAUCACAAUAGCAACGGAAACAAGAAAAGCAGCAGGAGAGCCUCCUUUCCAGCAAAGCAGGAAUAUCCUGAGAAUGGCUUACAAAACACCCCAACAUUGCCAAGUUAUAUGGCAGCCACUGCAUCUGCUAAGGCGAAGCUUAGAGCACAGGGUUCCCCAAGGUUCGGUCAAGAUGGGGUUGAGAAGGAUGAUUUCACAAGGCGGCAUUCUCUGCCUUCUUCUACCAAUGGGAAAUUGAACUCACUUUCACCACGAACACAGAAACCGGUUCAUGGAAGUGGAAAAGGUGGAGUUCGAGACAGAUCACUUUUGUCUUUGGGGGAUGGUAAUGAUAAAGUUGUGCAAGCAGACUGGCGGAGGUGAUUUUCUAGAAAUUGGGGUUUCAAGGAGAAAGGUUACCUACCUCAAAGAGGUAAACUUGCAGCAGUUUUUUCCUUUUGGUUUUUAGCUUGUACAAAAUUCAGUUGUAAAACUUGAAGCUGGACUUGAGUAACUGGUGUGUGGUGUGCCUGAAGCCCUUUACUUCUCUCUUAUUACUGUUGUUUUUCAGGGUCUGUAUAGUCAUAGCUCAUAGGAUAUAGUCUGGGUUUGAUUUCGUUUAUGUUCGUUUCUGCUUUUUUUUUUUUCUUCCAGAUUUAUUUUGAAAAAGGAACACCAACUGUGUAAGAACCAUAAACCUUUGUUAUACAGUUUCUCACCAAUAGAUGAAUGUUUGGCUUGUAACCA